This is a messenger RNA of Cercocebus atys (sooty mangabey), 4857 nucleotides long. RefSeq names its product POU class 3 homeobox 2 (gene POU3F2). The coding region runs from base 277 to 1608 and encodes 443 amino acids. The transcript has a single exon. Gene Ontology annotation, molecular function: RNA polymerase II cis-regulatory region sequence-specific DNA binding; DNA-binding transcription factor activity, RNA polymerase II-specific. Gene Ontology annotation, biological process: brain development; regulation of transcription by RNA polymerase II. Lineage: Eukaryota; Metazoa; Chordata; Mammalia; Primates; Cercopithecidae. Gene Ontology annotation, cellular component: nucleus. The record is from RefSeq and is a predicted model, not a curated record.
GGGGGGAGCGCCGAGCUAGUCAGAGAGUGAGCGAGAGCGAGAAGGAGGGAGAGGAGGAGAAAGAGAGCGAGGGCGGGCAGGCGGGAGGCGGCGGCGGCGGCAGCAGCAGCAGUAAUAGCAGGAGCAGCAACAGAAGGCGUCGGAGCGGGCGUCGGAGCUGCCCGCUGUGGGAGAGAGAGGAGAAAGAGCUAGCGAGGAGAGGGAGCCCGAGGCGAAAAAGUAACUGUCAAAUGCGCGGCUCCUUUAACCGGAGCGCUCAGUCCGGCUCCGAGAGUCAUGGCGACCGCAGCGUCUAACCACUACAGCCUGCUCACCUCCAGCGCCUCCAUCGUGCACGCCGAGCCGCCCGGCGGCAUGCAGCAGGGCGCGGGGGGCUACCGCGAAGCGCAGAGCCUGGUGCAGGGCGACUACGGCGCGCUGCAGAGCAACGGACACCCGCUCAGCCACGCUCACCAGUGGAUCACCGCGCUGUCCCACGGCGGCGGCGGCGGGGGCGGCGGCGGCGGCGGGGGGGGCGGGGGCGGCGGCGGGGGCGGUGGCGACGGCUCCCCGUGGUCCACCAGCCCCCUGGGCCAGCCGGACAUCAAGCCCUCGGUGGUGGUGCAGCAGGGCGGCCGCGGCGACGAGCUGCACGGGCCAGGCGCCCUGCAGCAGCAGCACCAGCAGCAGCAACAGCAACAGCAGCAGCAACAGCAGCAACAGCAGCAGCAGCAGCAGCAACAGCGGCCGCCGCAUCUGGUGCACCACGCCGCUAACCACCACCCGGGGCCCGGGGCAUGGCGGAGCGCGGCGGCUACAGCGCACCUCCCACCCUCCAUGGGAGCGUCCAACGGCGGCUUGCUCUACUCGCAGCCCAGCUUCACGGUGAACGGCAUGCUGGGUGCCGGCGGGCAGCCGGCUGGGCUGCACCACCACGGCCUGCGGGACGCGCACGAUGAGCCACACCAUGCCGACCACCACCCCCACCCGCACUCGCACCCGCACCAGCAGCCGCCGCCCCCGCCGCCCCCGCAGGGUCCGCCUGGCCACCCAGGCGCGCACCACGACCCGCACUCGGACGAGGACACGCCGACCUCGGACGACCUGGAGCAGUUCGCCAAGCAGUUCAAGCAGCGGCGGAUCAAACUGGGAUUUACCCAAGCGGACGUGGGGCUGGCUCUGGGCACUCUGUAUGGCAACGUGUUCUCGCAGACCACCAUCUGUAGGUUUGAGGCCCUGCAGCUGAGCUUCAAGAAUAUGUGCAAGCUGAAGCCUUUGUUGAACAAGUGGUUGGAGGAGGCGGACUCGUCCUCGGGCAGCCCCACGAGCAUAGACAAGAUCGCAGCGCAAGGGCGCAAGCGGAAAAAGCGGACCUCCAUCGAGGUGAGCGUCAAGGGGGCUCUGGAGAGCCAUUUCCUCAAAUGCCCCAAGCCCUCGGCCCAGGAGAUCACCUCCCUCGCGGACAGCUUACAGCUGGAGAAGGAGGUGGUGAGAGUUUGGUUUUGUAACAGGAGACAGAAAGAGAAAAGGAUGACCCCUCCCGGAGGGACUCUGCCGGGCGCCGAGGAUGUGUACGGGGGGAGUAGGGACACGCCACCACACCACGGGGUGCAGACGCCCGUCCAGUGAACUCGAGCGGGGGGAGGGGCAGAGCGCGGGGCUCCCCCUCCCCUUCGGUCCUUGGCCCUUUCCCGGCCCUCUUGUUCCCUCUCUAACUUCUGAUUGUUCUUUUAUUUUUAAUUAUUAUUUCCCCGUCCCUUAAAAAGAAAAAAAAAAUAAGGAAAAAGGAAAGCAACUAAGACACUGGACUAUCCUUUAAAGGUAGCAGGUGUAAUGAUGUGUUUUGACCUUUGCAGACGAGUAACCAGGCAAUGGAGUGGAGUGUCUCCUGGAGAGAGUGAGGAGAGUGUGUGAUAGAUAGAAAGAGAGAGAGAGAUAGAGAGAUGGCAAGCACUGAGAUAAAUACCUGGCAAAACUAAAUAAAUUACCAAAAAGGAAAAAAAUAUCCACCAAACCAUGAUAAACACAAGACGCAGCUUCCUGAUGCUUGGAGUUGGCACAUGCUGCUGUGUUUAUUUGAUGUGGAUUCCCAUCAGGAAAGAGGAAAAAAUACACACGUUCUUUGAUAUAGGCAAAAUUUAACCACAUAAAUUUGCACUGCAAGAAAAUUGAAGUUUACAUGAACAAAUUCAUGAACAUAUUUUCUCUUUCUCCCCACCGUUAAUUUGGGAAUUGCCGUUUUGGGGGAUUUUGUUUUGCUUUGCUUUAUUCAUCGGAGAGAGUUGAAGCCAGCUCUUGGCCUCUCUCCAUUUCUAAUGUUCUUGUGUUGCCCCUUAUUCGUACUGUUUGUGAACUUUGGUUACCUUCAGAUUCCCCUUACAAGGGUGUAACAUCUAUUUGUUCCUCUUACCAAAGCAAAACGAUUGGCUUCAUACAAAAUAGACAAUUCUCUGCUUUCAGGAAAUGUGCGUGGUCUACCCGCUUUAUCCAAGGCAAGAAUCCAGUUUGCAAUAUAAAAAUAAGCAUUGGUUGUUGUUACGAGCCACAAAGUAAACUUCAUUUUCAGGCAGUGUUUCUGGGGGAGGUUAUGGAGGGAAGAAAAAGAAAAAUCGAUAGUGAGUGACUGAUUGCUUCAUUUUAUCAGGCGGGCCCAUUGUGAAAGAGCUCAGAGGAAAUGUGGAGGUUAAAUAUAUUUCCAGAGUUGUCCAGCAGAAAGAAAGUGGCACUUUGAAGAGAACUAGGGAAGUAUAUAUCUUCAGAUAUCCCUAUAUAGUUCUCUACCUUCAGUUUUAGUAACAAUUAUGAAGAAUUCUUUAUGCUGACAGCAGCAGUUAAACUUUGUUUCUCUAAUAAGCUUUUUUUUUUUUUAACAUAAAAAAGGACCCACGAACUUAAUAGUGUAUGCAUAAGGCUGUGUUUUUUAGCACAUAAAUACCCACAGCAUACACAGACGAUCUCCACGCAGUAGACAGGUUUUGUCUUCACUAGCUCAUUUGUUUAUCAAGUCAUAUUUAGGGUCCCACGCCCUCUUUUCCUGUAAUUUAUUGCAGAAUAUACCACUUUGACUUGGACAGCUUUCUCCCCCCUCUUUCACUAAGGAAGGCAAAUGAAGGGGGAAAAAAAUGCCAUUUUCAAUCCUUCCUUUCUCCCCUUUGUUAAUAGUUUUAAGUGCAUUUUUGACCUUAUCUUGAUGGAAAACGGUUAACUCCAAACACAAAAGACUCUACUGGAAAGUGUAGGUGAAAAAACUUGUAACUGUAUUGAAAAUAAAUACCAUUAAACUGUGAUCAGUUAAAAUUUAAAAGAAAAAUCAGCACAAAAGGGCGCUAAAAGGGAAAACACUUUUUAUUAAUCUUAAAAGUUUGGGGUUUUUUUUUCCAGUUAGGUAUUAGAUAAAUUUUUAUUUUAAAAAAUGAAAGUCUCACUACCAUAAAAUUAUGGUUCAGCAUCAGAUUAGCAUUGCACUCAUUAGUCUUUAAGGUUUUAGGAAAUAUGCUUUAUAUUGUCUUUUCAAACACCUGUGAUUGUUUCAUUUUCAAUGUUUUUGCAAGAUAAAUGGUGACUUAUAAUGGGCAUAUUUAUUUGCCUGUAUUUCAUUUCCCCCAAUGAAUGUCACAAGGAGAUGGGCACGGAGCUGCUUCGGGUACAUCACGCUGCUCGUUCCUGAGGUAUGGGGACUGGCCUUUAGUGAAGCUAUCCAGAGCAGGGCAAAUAGCCACUGGUGAAGGGAGGAAAUGAAUUUUCAGAUACUUAUUACCAAGUAGGUAAGGUCAGAAGCUGGAGUUCAGAGGAUGUAUCUACAGCUUCUCUGACUCUUAUAGGUUUACUAAGAUGAAAGUUACCACUGAACCUUACCACUAUGUAUAUAUGUUUAAUAUCUGUCUUUUGAAAUGCAGAAAUAGUUUAAAUGUUUCUUUGUCUAUUUUUCUUUUUUUUAAUGCUACCCAGGGAAAUAUUUUCAUAUCAUUUUUAAGUGGCCUGCCUCAAUGUAUAUUUAUUUCUUUUGAAGCAAAAAGGUUCUGGAAACUGUUUUUCUGUAGCUUUAAAUGAAUAGGUGAGCAAAAUCUAUAUGGGAUGUAAUUUUUUUGUUCAGUCUCUUAAAAAAUACUUUGUUUUUGGUACAUUUGGUUGUGCUUGUGGGGAAAAUAAAAACGCAGAGAUCCUUAUAUAUUUAUGUUAAAGUAAUAUUUUAUUAUCUACAUAAAACAGAAAUGCACAAUACCUUCAUAGUUUGUUCUAAUUAUUGAAAUAUCUUUAUUUUAUUUUUAAAGAUAGUGCCAUCAAGUUUUAAGGGGGGAAAACCCUAGACCUUAAAUUGACUGAGUUGAGUUGUGUGUAAAACACUUCCCUUCCUUUAUACUUCAUAAAGUUUUGGAAUAAAUUUUAUGCAUAUACCGCCAGAUUUCAUGUUCAUAACUUUCAGAGGCUUUUUUUUUUUAAAUGGAGACUACUGGUCUAAUUCACUUUUCUUUGCAAAAACUAUUAGUCCCAAAUCUUUCAGCCACUAUGCCUGUAGCAUUAAAUAGAAAUGGUCAUUGGGUUUGAGCUUCAAUUUGUUGAGAUGUUUGUCCCCUUUAAAUAUGUGCAGAUAUGCCUGCAUCUUCUUUCCAGGUUAACUGUACUUUAUUCAAUUGUGCAGUUUUGGAGAACAUCAGUGGAACUAGGUGGACUUUAAUCUCUACCCACAGGUCCUCAUAUAAUUUGGGAUCUACAGAAAGGCAGGAUUUAGGAGAUUAUUAUUUUUAAUAAUUUACAAGUAUCUCUUAACAAAGAAUAACCCUGAUAGUAUGCUAUUGUAUGUUUACUAAAUAAUUAGAAGUAGAUCCUAUACAUUAUUCCUGUUUGGUUUGCAUAAAAAGAUGAAUUUUACAAUGGUUU